CUCUAUUCGCGCAUUAUUGCUGGUCUGAGUUGGAGGAAACCAAAAGGAGAACAUUUGCUUAGUCACUGCUUUAUCACACGCAUUGCUUUGUGCGCCGCAUUGCGUGGCCUUUGGAGUGUCUGUGUCCUACUAGAAUUUUUUGGGAUUGGUUCCGGUGUCCGCGAGACCAUACAAGUAUAAGGUGUCCCGAGUGAACUUGUAUCGGGAUAACUUGACCUGAGUGUCGGUCAUGCCAAGAUACCAACUUGAGGUCGCUAUCGUACUAUGUUGUUCCGCGUUACUCAGUGCAGCCGUAUUUGCAUUACAAAGACGACCGAAAGAAGGGGCUAUUAAAUUGCCACUUUAUGACGAUGGCGAGUUGAUUGGUGCCACGGAGUCUGACGACCCGUUCAAUGUGACGAAGCCUGAGGAUGUGAUUGAUGGGUAUCCUAUUCGAGAAGAGGAGUUUUGGAGGAAGAUUCGAAUACGAAAACUCUUAUCAACGGGAGUCACGGCUGCCUUGGUUAUCGUUCAAACCGUUGCGCUAGGAUGGACUGUCAUCGCAGACGAAAAUGUUCGAGACGUAGCCUCCACAGCCCUGUACACUGCAUUCUCUCUGUACAUGUUGGUUUUGUCGGUCAUCUCCAUAAGCCAUUCUGAAAGAUACUGGCAUGGAAGAUUUACUGUGCAUUUGGCUGCAUUGUCAACGACAGCAGUUGUUUUCUUGGUUGCAGUCAGCAUUUUGCCGUCAAGAGUUCAGUGGGAAAAGUCUCGGCAGAUUACUUGGUUCAUAUCUUUGGCACUUUGGAUUUUGGCGUUCUGGUUAUCUACACGGAUGAAACGGGGCCCCGACUUGCAUUUUCCUUCCGAACGAAUAUACUCGGAGAAGACCCUUGCUGGUACGACGACAUACGUAGAAGACAACGUAUGUGGUAUCGUUAACGGGUCUCCUUGGGAUAUCGUGCUGUUUUCCUAUACGACGAAAGUGGUUCGCCUUGGGUACACAUCCGAGAGUCUUGAAAUUGGUGACCUCCCGAUUGUUGCGGGGAGCAUGCGCGCAACGUCAAUCUUCUCGCGCAUGAAAUACGUAAUGCGCAAGUAUCACUGGCGUUCUGCACGCCCAGGUUCCGGAUGGCUUUUGGCGUAUCGGAUCUUAUGUGCCAACAAACGUUUGUUGACGAUUCAGAUUUCGUUGGUCGUCGUCUCCGCGGUCCUUUUCUACUCACCAGCGCUCUUCUUGCGGUUACUCGUUAAAUACCUCGAAGACGACCCGGAAAGAAAAUAUCCUGCCUGGGGUUGGGUGUACGCUGCAGGCCUUUUCGGGUUGAACGCAUUCACGUAUCUCGUCACUGGACAAUUAUGGUCCAUCUCCACGACGAGUCUGCAAGUUUCCAUGAAAAUUCAACUCAAUACGAUAUUGUACGGGAAGACGCUUGUGAGAAAGGACGUUGCUUCUACUGCGGCGACUAAGAAGGGAGAUAAGGAGGAGGAGGAAGGGGAGUUUUCGAGCAAGGCUCAGGUUAUGACGCUCAUGACGACUGAUGUGGAUCGGGUUAGCGAGUUUGCGUGGCAUUUCUUCGCUUUGUUCGAUUCGCCUAUUGAAAUAACGAUCGGCAUGCUCAUUCUUUACAAUCUUCUGGGUGUCUCGUGCUUCAUCGGUCUCGCAGCUGCAUGUUUGUUCUUGCCUAUGAAUCACUAUGCGAGCAAGGUCGUCGUUUCUGCUCAGGAAAAUCUUAUGAAAGCUCGUGAUGAGCGAAUGGCGUUGAUGAACGAGGUCCUCAGUGCUAUUAAGAUGCUCAAGUUCAUGGCAUGGGAGCGUAACUUCGAAAGCCGAGUUAUGAAGAUUCGUGAGAAGGAGCUUAAGUACCAACGCUUGAACUACAUCAUUGAGACAUUGUUCAACAGUAUUUGGGCUGCGUCUCCUCUGGUGGUGACACUUGUGUCCUUCUGGCAUUUUACUGUCAUCCGGCAUCAGACACUUACGCCGUCAAUUGCGUUCACUUCCAUUGCCAUCUUCGCUGAACUCAAAUUCGCUCUAAACGCAAUUCCCGAAACCUUAAUCAACAUGUACCAAAGUUUCGUCUCCAUGGCACGUAUCGAACGAUACCUCGGACUCGCGGAAGUCGCACCUGUAGAACCGUUGGAUGAUGUACAACGACGUAUUGCUCUGCAAUCUGCUACGAUUACUUGGCCGCAAGAUAGGUCAGGCUCGAGAAGCGCCAGCGCUAGUGCUACUCCGUCGACUUCUUCGACUCCCCGGCGCAAGUUUUCGUUGAUUGACCUUACGAUUGAGUUCCCUCCUGGGGAGCUGUCGUUGAUUUGUGGGAAGUUGGGGGCUGGGAAGACUUUGCUGCUGCUUUCCCUCCUUGGUGAAGCGGACCUUUUGGCAGGACAGAUCAGUUGUCCUCGCUCGCCUCCGAAUGUUAUUGCGUCUUUCGUAGGCCAGGUUCCUGAGGAGAAAGAGUGGAUUGUCAACGGCGUGUGUGCAUAUGUGCCGCAGGCUGCUUGGCUACAAAAUGCAACAAUUAAAGAGAACAUUUUGUUCAACCUUCCAUUCGUAGAGGAGAGGUAUCAGAAGACACUAGAAGCUUGUGCACUGGUUGGAGAUUUGAAAAUCCUUGAAGACGGUGACGAGUCGGAAAUCGGCGAGCGGGGUGUCACUCUAUCUGGAGGUCAAAAAGCGCGAGUAUCGCUUGCCCGUGCCGUUUAUUCUCGCGCGUCGGUUCUUCUUUUGGACGAUGUUCUUUCGGCCGUUGACGCGCACACCGCACAUCACCUCUACCACGAAUGUCUUAAGGGUGAUCUAAUGAAAGGCAGGACAGUCAUUCUCGUAUCACAUCACGUACAACUAUGUGCACCUGGUGCAAGUUAUAUAGUAUCUCUAGACAACGGCCGACUGGCGUUUUCCGGUCAUCCAGAUGACUUCAGGGCAUCUGGUAUUAUGGCCAGACUCAUCCAAUCUGAUCAACUCGAAAACGCUGGUGAAGAGAAUGGAGAGGAAAAGGAAAUCUCUCAGGAAAGGAAUAUCGAAGAUCUGCCGUCUAGGGUUGCUUCUUCUUCCGCUUCGGUGAACGAAACAACAACGACCGAAGGAGCUUCGCCAGCGUCUUCUGAUUCACCGGUAUCUGAAACAGAAUCGACGCUUGCGGCUUCUAGUGUCAAUGCUGCUGUUGAGUCUAAGACAAAGGAGAGGAAGGCGCCGCGCAAGUUGAUCGAAGAGGAGAAACGGGCAGUUGGUCGUAUUGGUAAAGAAAUUUGGAAAACGUAUUUCUCCGCCGUGGGCAGUAAUUUCUAUUGGAUUAUCUUUGCGAUUGCGGUCAUACUUGCCGCUGCCAGCCCCGUGGCGGAGAACGGAUGGUUAAGUUAUUGGUCCGGAUUGGCCGGAAAGCAAACCGAAACACGUGGACCAAUGUUUUAUGUCGCUAUCUAUGCCUUGAUUACAUUCAUUGGUCUUAUCUUUAUGACGUUCCGCUGGUUCGUUCUAUAUCACGGAUCCAUUCAUGCCUCCACGAUCCUUUACAAGAGGCUACUCGAGACGGUCUUGUUCGCUCAAAUCCGCUUCCACGAUACUGUCUCACGCGGUCGCCUCCUGAAUCGUUUUGGCAAGGACUUUGAAGGAAUCGACUCCUCGUUAUCUGACAAUUUCGGACGAAGUGUCUUUUAUUUCAUAUCUGCUUGUACAACUCUUGUUGCGAUUACUUACGUCGGUGGACCGGUUUUCUUCGUUGCGGCGCUUAUACUUGGAGUCGUGUAUUACAAUGUUGCUAAGGUGUACGGCCAAUGCAGCCGUGAUAUGCGCAGACUCGACUCGGUAUCGCGUUCGCCAUUGUACUCUAUUUACGGAGAAACUAUAUCUGGUGUACCCAUUUUGCGAGCUUUUGGGGCUAGCUCCAAGUUCUUGCGCGACAUGCUUAGAUGCGUAGACACGAACGCGAACCCUUAUUACUGGUUGUGGGGAGUGAACCGCUGGGUCUCUACUCGCUUCAACCUGCUGAGUAGCGCGAUCGUUGGCGUAACUGCUAUCGUGGCGCUUAUAAACCCGAAGAUUGAUGCCAGCCUUGCUGGUUUCACGUUAGCGUUUGCUUCGACGGUUACGAACGACCUACUCUUCAUGGUUCGUCGUUUCGUCGGGCUUGAGCAAUCAAUGGUUGCGGUGGAGCGCGUGAAAGAGUACUCGGAGCUUUCUAAGGAAGGUCCUGAGUUUGUUGAGCCAAGGCCUCCUGCUUCGUGGCCUUCAAAGGGAUCCAUUGAAUGUGAAAAACUUGUCAUCCGAUAUGCGCCCGAUCUCCCAGAUGUCUUGCACGACUUGAAUUUUAAAGUUAACCCUGGAGAGAAGAUCGGAAUUCUGGGCCGGACAGGUAGCGGAAAGAGUACUCUGGCACUAUCAUUCUUCCGAUUCGUAGAACCGACCGAAGGACGGAUCCUUGUGGAUGGAAUUGACAUCACGAAAGUCGGAUUGACCGAUCUAAGGAGUCGACUGACUAUCAUCCCGCAGGAUCCGACUGUUUUGAGUGGCACAUUACGCUCAACGCUGGAUGUGUUCGAUGAAUACGAGGACGCAGAGAUCUUUGAGGCGUUACGUCGCGUACAUUUAAUACCGUCGUCCGAUGAGGAAGCUCCUCAGGAUGAUGAAGAAAAUGAGAACCCCUUCCGAAAUCUGGAUUCGCCUGUGUCGGAGGGAGGAGACAACUUUUCCACGGGACAGAAGCAGCUAUUAUGUAUGGCCCGUGCAAUCUUGAAGCGAUCUAAGAUUCUAGUCAUGGACGAGGCAACUGCAAGUGUUGAUUAUGCUACUGACGAGCUUAUCGGGAAAACCAUUAGACAGGAAUUCGCUGACUCAACAUUACUGACAAUUGCACAUCGUUUACGAACUGUCAUUGAUUACAACAGAGUUAUGCUUCUUGACCAAGGCCGAAUCGUCGAAUACGAUCGCCCGGCGACAUUACUGUCUAACCCUUCAUCGCGCUUCUAUGCAUUAUGUAAAGCGGCAGGAUCGGACGAGUUCACGAUGUUGAAACGAAUGGCUGGGGUGUCAUAACAUCUUUAUUGACUCCCAACACAAAAGACAAAAAUAGUUCUGCUCUGCUACAUAGGCGAGUACAAAAGAACGCAUUGAUAGAUAAAGGAGU
Molecule: messenger RNA, 5108 nt
Organism: Fomitiporia mediterranea MF3/22
Lineage: Eukaryota; Fungi; Basidiomycota; Agaricomycetes; Hymenochaetales; Hymenochaetaceae
Product: multidrug resistance-associated ABC transporter
Exons: 38
Coding region: 230-5017 (1595 amino acids)
Biological process (GO): transmembrane transport
Cellular component (GO): fungal-type vacuole membrane; fungal-type vacuole
Molecular function (GO): ATP binding; ATP hydrolysis activity; ABC-type peptide transporter activity
Source: RefSeq, a predicted model, not a curated record